AUGGCUCCAGGGAAGCGCUCAUUUAGGGGCGCUGAGUUGAUGGGUAAGAGGCGAGCAGCCAAAUAUCAAAGGGCAACUGCAACAGAGGCGAGAAACGAGAAGUCCCACCAAAAGAAAGAAGCGUAUGAGCAAAUCGUCUAUGAAAAUGCGGCAUACGAAGAAUAUUACAAGGCACAAAGUAUCUGCCCCUUGGAAGAGUGGGAUCAAUUUAUGGCCAUCCAAAGACAACGCCUGCCAGGGCAAUGGGACACGGCGAGCAAGGUGGACAUGAAAAAGGACAGCUUUUAUAAAGAAAUCCGCUCUCAUAUCAUUAACGAAGACUUUCGAGGGUCGCUCACAAGACAAGAGGCCGUCAGCAUGCUUCCAUGCCUAUUCUUGGACAUACAGCCACACCAUCUCGUGCUGGAUAUGUGUUCGUCCCCGGGGUCUAAGACAUCAGAAAUGCUUGACAUGCUACAGUGGAAUGCCAGGCUUCGUGAGUCAAAGGAAUCUGGGGGAUCCGUUGGUAUUUCUCCAGUGACUGGCGCAGUUAUCGCAAACGAUGUUGAUCUAAAGCGUGCAGUAACAUUAACACACCAGGUGCAGAAGCUAGCAUCCCCUUCCGUGGCAGUUAGCUGCCUCGACGCAUCGUCCUUCCCGACGCUCCACGAGAGCUCAAGAGACGGUUCUCAAAAGGCCGUCAUUGCGACUGUGUUGUCACAACAAAAGGGCCGCGUGGAGGUUGUCGACCCGCCAGAACUCCCGGGUGAGCCCACGAUGUUCCCUCCGCUGGGUGCCGAUUCCAUGUCCCUCGAAAAGUGUGUUCGCGUUUUGCCCCAUCACAACAAUACGGGGGGGUUUUUCGUUUGCUGCCUCCGCAAGGUCGCGGAACUUGAUGCGAGUCAGAUUUUCAUAAGUAACAAGAACAAGGUAAGGGCUGCUGCAGCGGAGAAGCGGCACGGCCGUCAAAGCUCUCGAGCAAGUGGGGGCCCCAGAUCAACCUUGAAGUCAGCCUUCAACGACACAUCACUUCCGCCGUGCACAGCUGAGAAGGGUGACGCAGGUUCAGGUGCCAUAUGUCCAGUGGAUCCGGAACCUAACCCGCUGCUUGACGGACAGUUGCUACCGGAUGAACCACAAACAACCCCAGCAUCUGGGAGUGCCGAAAACGGUGUUGAGCGCAGUUCGACAACACCAGCUGCCACGGAAGAAGAAGGGAGCCUCUAUGCACUUGCUGCAGCGGCUUCAAAGCCAGGGAGUCUCUUCCAUAUUCUACUUCCAGCGAACUGCGACGCGGAAGGGUCGAGGGUCGUGCAGAUGAUCUUCGAUUUCUUUGGUUUGGAUAGCAGAACACCGCUGCUGGACGGCGACUUGCGGGACCCAAGAAAUGUGGAGUCACUCGAUCCUCAUCUGCUCUUCCGGCGGGUUCAUUCUCACAAGAAAAUCUUCCUUCUCUCGAAAAAAUUGGCGGACCUAGUGAAGGCUUGUUACGGGACGCCAGGCCCGCGCUCUCGUAGAGACCAGCAUGCGAAUGCCCUGUCUCGUCAGGAGGAACUUCGUCACCAAGUGGACGGUCUCUUAAGAAGUAAAAUUAAAUGGGUGCAUGCAGGAACUACAGUUCUUGUCAAGCACAGUGAGACCAAAACAGGCGAAGAACAGGCCUUGGGCGCUCAGGGGUGGCGUGUGCCGCAGGAGGGAGCAGCGCUGAUAGCCACUUUCAUGAGACGGCGCAUUGUCUUCGUAAGCCUAGUGGUUGGUCGGCUAUUGCUGGUGCCGGAGGCAAGGGUUGUGCGACUGUCUGGUUUGUUACAUUUCGAGAGCCGCCAGCAAGUGCUUAACCUGUCUUCCUGUCGAGAUAAGGAUGGGUCAAUCGAAGCUGGAGGAGUUGUUUGCAUAGUCUGCCCUACGUCGGUCAUUGCAGUCGAAGAUCCUGUCAAGUCGGAUGCCCAUGAGGAAAACAUGAUGCCAGCAGUGGACGAAGAACAGCGCUCGCUUGCACGCAAAUACCCCAUUAAGGAUAAUCCAAGUUUUGCCACCAUCUCGGACAGCUUAUGCAUUGCGUGCAUGUUGACGAAAGGCGGGAACUUGCACGCUUACAUGAAUCAAAACGAGGCAGAAGCCCUGGCAUUCCACUUGUUCUCAAUGCCUAGGGAAGAGGAACUGCAAAAUGCGUGUAACAGUGAAUAA
Messenger RNA from Eimeria maxima, 2166 nucleotides. RefSeq lists its product as hypothetical. The transcript is spliced from 12 exons. NCBI's taxonomy places the organism in Eukaryota, Apicomplexa, Conoidasida, Eucoccidiorida, Eimeriidae. Bases 1 to 2166 code for a protein of 721 amino acids. Gene Ontology annotation, biological process: RNA methylation. The record is from RefSeq and is a predicted model, not a curated record. Gene Ontology annotation, molecular function: methyltransferase activity.